AUUAAAACAAUAUGUCACAAACAACAAUUUCACAAGUAAGCAAUAUUAUUGCUACAACUACAUGUAUAGGAGUGGCUUCAGCAUCAAGUUUGGUUGCAGGAGUUGUAGUAGGAGUAGUAGGAUUAUCAAGAGGAGAUCCUCCUUUAUCUAAAUGGAAUUUAAUGAGAGGAUGUGUAACAGGAUGUGUAGCAGGAGGAAUAAGUGGGAGCACUGCAGGAUAUACUUUUGGAAUUCUAGAGGGGUGUGUCUAUAAAUUGAUUGGAUACUAAGAAAAAAAUAUUAUUGAAAUAACUAAAAGUAGGAGUAGGACUGGUGCUUACUGCUGUAUAUUUGGCCUUAUAGGAGAACCUAUAGGAGUAGGUCUAGGGUUGUUUUUGAUAGAAAUGAUUUCAGGUUUUGGUCGAAAAUUUUCUAAUGAAAGACAAGCGAAAGAAAAAGAAAAAGAAAAACUUGAAGAGGAAGAAAAUGAAAAAGUUGAAAUUUUAGAGAUAGAAAACAAUAAAGAGGAAGACGAUGAAGUUGAAAUUCUGUAUAUAGGAAGUAAUAAUGAGAAUGAGGAUAACAAUUAAAUAACUUAAUAAGAUUGA
Messenger RNA from Paramecium octaurelia, 587 nucleotides. NCBI's taxonomy places the organism in Eukaryota, Ciliophora, Oligohymenophorea, Peniculida, Parameciidae. The record is from the annotation of a GenBank genome assembly.